AUGUCAGAAGACAUUAGAAAGAGUCUGAAAGCUGUGUUAACCGCUGCCCCACUGUUAGCCACACCUAAUUCUGCAAAGCCAUUCAAGGUGGCUAUCAAUAGUGAAAAUAAGUUUGUUUCAGGGUUAAACUCAAGAAAAGACUUUGGUGAUCAAAAUAUUACUGGCCAACAUGUGAAUGAAAAGAUAAAAUUAGAAGAUGAUGAGCAUUAUAAACCUUCUAAUUCCAACAGAGGAACUCAACAGACUAAAGAUUUAUUGUUCUUGAAGGAUCUGAAUGGGACUGAUGGGACACAACAUAGUGAUUUGAAACUGCCUAUAACUUUACACCCACUUCCACCUGGAAUCAAACUUCAACUUCAAGGAUCAUCUUCCACAUGUGAUGUGGUCAAAUUUGCCAAAUUAUCUGGACCACUAGCAUCAAACAAUCUGGGUGACAUCAGGCUACAGACGCAAGUGGAUCCAUCCUUGAAAAUAAAUACUAUAAAUGUUCCCCUUACUGUUCCUCCUACAGAAGCAGAAAUCAAUGAUAUGCCACCCUCCAAAGACAGAAGUGGGCAUAUAAAACGGCCAAUGAAUGCAUUUAUGGUUUGGGCUCGAAUUCACAGACCAUCAUUAGCCAAGGCAAACCCCAAUGCGAAUAAUGCUGAAAUUAGUGUCCAACUUGGCCUGGAGUGGAACAAGCUGACAGAAGAACAAAAGAAACCCUACUAUGAUGAAGCACAAAAAAUAAAAGAGAAACACAGGGAAGAAUUUCCUGGUGAGUUAAAAGCUAGUCAAAGCCAAUCUCUGCGCAUGCCAGUUUCUCAAGGUCCUCGUCCAAAUUCAAUUAUACUUUAUCCACAAACAAAUCCUGUCCAGGUUGGUCUCCCUACGCAAAGUAUAUCCAACCAUCCCACUGUGCCACCCACUUGUCCUCCAGGACAUAGUAGAAGUGAGGUCCAUCAUGAGGUUCCUGGUCCAAGUGCGGUGUCAAAUUGUUCAGAGCAAAGGAUGCCUACAAUGUCAGUGGAUGUUGGCAAAAGAAAUUCUACAAAUGAAACUAAUAACACCCACAAUAGAGUUACCAUCCCUGAAGUACCAGCACAAAAGGAGAUACCUACUGUUUCCAACUGCCCUAGAAAUCCACCACCAAUGCCUUCAGCAACUCUUCCACAUCCACAUGCUUACCAACAUCCACCAAUGGGGCAUGCUGCUAAUCUGUUCGGAGCUGCUGCCCGAUUUCCUUUUCAUCAUCCUUAUUUCUUGCCUGGACCACCCUAUUUCCCCUCAAGUACCUGCCCUUACAGUAGGCCACCCUAUGGCUAUGGUGAUUUCGCAAACAGCAUGUCUGAAUGCCUGGGCUAUUAUGAGGACCGAUACCAGAAGCAUGAAGCUAUGUUCUCUGCACUGAAUAGAGAUUACCCUUUUAGAGAGUACCCAGAUGACUGUCAACGCAACACAGACUCCAGGAGCAAUAGCAGCAUUGAGGAAGGACCUCACUCCAACAGCCUGGGAGGUGAAGAGUACCUGAAUUCUGUGCCACAGUUAGAUGUUGGAGCACUGGAAAAUGUCUUCACGACCCCAAUGUCUGCUCCAUCACAGCCACAAAGAGUGGAGAUGGUCCAUAGUGAUGAUGAACAAGAAGGCAAAGUAUUAAAAAGCCUGUAG
Molecule: messenger RNA, 1647 nt
Organism: Rhincodon typus (whale shark)
Lineage: Eukaryota; Metazoa; Chordata; Chondrichthyes; Orectolobiformes; Rhincodontidae
Product: SRY-box transcription factor 30
Exons: 5
Coding region: 1-1647 (548 amino acids)
Biological process (GO): regulation of transcription by RNA polymerase II
Cellular component (GO): nucleus
Molecular function (GO): DNA-binding transcription factor activity, RNA polymerase II-specific; sequence-specific double-stranded DNA binding
Source: RefSeq, a predicted model, not a curated record